GGUUAUCUGACAUGUUUACAGCAGCACCACACGCCAAGAGCCAUUGACAACUGGGGAAGACCUCGGAGCUGUAAAAUAGUACUAUGGCUACUCGUGGCAGCAUGUUCUGCCGCUUAUUUGACCGACAUAAAUGUUUAACUAAUAUAGAAAAACUCUUCGCACAGCGCGUAAACGUGCACAUUCAGCGGCCGUAUUCCAGCGCUACGCAUAAGGAAAAUGAACUUGAACUUCGAGAUCCGACUUUACCUGCUCCCAACUUUGCCGCAUCACUGACAACCAGGUCAACACGGCUGGAGAGGCUAAAAGACGACAGCAUACUACCCUUUUCAGCGUUCUUGACUGACAACUUUGGCCGGAGGCACAGCUACCUACGCAUCUCCCUGACAGAGAAAUGCAAUCUGCGCUGUCAGUACUGCAUGCCAGAGGAGGGGGUAAAGCUUACACCACGGAGCCAGCUGCUGUCCACUUCCGAGGUACUGACCCUGGCUCGCCUCUUUGUCCAGGAAGGGGUGGACAAAAUUCGCCUUACUGGAGGCGAGCCCCUCAUCAGACCUGAUGUGCUGGAUAUCAUUGCAGAACUGAGGAAGCUGGAAGGCCUGAAAACCAUUGCAAUAACAACCAACGGCAUGAACUUGGCCAGACUUCUGCCUAAGCUGAAAGAUGCGGGACUUGACCUGAUUAACAUCAGCCUGGAUUCACUGGUCCCUGCCAAAUUUGAGUUUAUUGUCAGGCGGAAAGGGUUCCACAAGGUCAUGGAGGGCAUUGAUAAGGCCAUUGAAAUGGGCUACAACCCUGUCAAGGUCAACUGUGUGGUUAUGCGAGGCCUCAAUGAGGAUGAGCUGCUAGAUUUUGUGGCGCUGACAGAAAAGAAGCCUCUGGAGGUGCGAUUCAUCGAGUACAUGCCUUUUGAUGGCAACAAAUGGAACUUUAAGAAGAUGGUGAGUUACCAGGAGAUGCUGGACCGUAUCAGGCAGCAGUGGCCCAAGCUGGAAAUGCUUCAAACUGGACAUACAGACACUGCCAAGACAUUUAAAGUGCAAGGCUUCAAAGGUCAGGUGGGCUUCAUCACCUCCAUGUCUGACCAUUUCUGUGGCUCAUGCAACCGCUUACGUAUCACUGCAGAUGGCAGCCUCAAGGUGUGCUUGUUUGGUAACUCUGAGGUGUCCCUGAGAGAUGUCUUGCGCUCUGGGGCAUCAGAUGAAGAGCUACUGCAAAUCAUCGGAGCAGCUGUGGGCAGGAAGAAGAAACAACAUGCAGGCAUGUUCAGUAUCUCCCAGAUGAAGAACAGGCCUAUGAUCCUCAUUGGCACCACAUCCCAAAGAUCUUUGUGUCUGUCAAAGUCACCAAACAGCCAGAUGGCUUUCCCCAUUUUUUUCCAGUUUAAAGAUGACACAUUACUCUCUCCAACAGCAGCUCCUUAUAUGUGUCAUUUGGGCAGCAGGAGAGUCCUAAAUAGCCUUCCAGAUUGCAGUGCUUCAACACAGGCAGUCCAUGUUUGCUCCUCAAGAACCUUAUUGAGUGGGGUUACCCAUGUUAGGUCAUAUAUCAACAAAGAAAAACCUAAUGUGAGAGACAACCUCUACAGUGUAGCACCUCUUGGGAGUGGCCUCACUUUGACCAGUUGUUACAUUAAGACUGCAAUUUUUACUACACGCACAAAUGUCAUGAGCCACAUUAAUGAAGAUGCUUUGAAGAACCACUUACUCAGGACCCCAGGAACACCUAUUUUCUGGACACUAAUGAAUGCCAAAAGAAAUCUUAACCACCACAGUGUUAGACUGUGCCACAAACAGAAUUGCAGCAAAGACCCCAGCAUCAAAAUCAGACAAUCUGUGAGUGAUCAGACCAAGUCAGGCACAAAUGUGUCCCACACUCACCUGGAUGAAACCAUGGAAGCCCAGCUGACGCAUACCGACGGCCAGGGGCGAGCCACAAUGGUGGAUGUUGGGGGGAAAACUCCUACGCGUCGAACAGCCACAGCCCGUGCCACUGUCGUCUUGGGCCCCACUGCUUUCCGGCUGCUUCGGGAUAACCAGCUGGCUAAGGGUGAUGCCUUGGCUGUGGCACAGUUGGCUGGCAUCAUGGCUUCCAAGCAGACCUCUGCCCUUAUCCCUCUCUGCCACCCACUCCCCUUAGACCAUAUCUCUGUUACCUUUGACCUGGAUGACCUGCAGAACUCGGCGGUCAUCACAGCAACCUGUAGCACUACGGGCAGGACAGGAGUUGAGAUGGAGGCUUUGACAGCCGUUUCCGUGGCAGCGCUGACUGUCUAUGACAUGUGCAAGGCAGUGAGCCAUGACAUCAUCAUCAUGGAUGUAAAACUGGUCAGUAAGACAGGCGGGAAGAAGGACUUUCAUCGUCAUUUUUGACCACCUCCCCUACCAAUGAAUCAGUGACAGGAAAACUGACAAUGAAUGAAUUGUAAGCAUGAAAACGAUUGUCCCAAUUUUCGCUGGCAUUGUCAUAGUUUUCUACAAACUAAAAUUUAUGCCAUCAGAAUAAUUUGAAGGAUGUUAGAGUGUUCAGGAUCCUUUCAGACACACUGGGCUUUGUAGAUGUCAGCCAUGGUGGGGAAAGAGUCAUGAGAGAGACAUGAAUCAUGUUAUCUAAACAGUGUUCAUGUUUACUUUAAUUCAGCAAUGCUUUGUAAAUAAUUUAAUUGUCAUACAUGAAAUUGUUAAUUUCUUUUAAUAUGUGUAUGUAUAUGCAUGUACUGUCUGUGUAACAAGUGGAGAGUUUAGAAUCAAUGAAGGGCUGCAGUGUUACUUUUUGUAUCUAGAGGGCACUCAAGUAUUUAUUCACAAGCCUCCCUGGAAGUUUUUCAGUGAAGAACAAACUGAGGACAGACUGAGCUGGAAGCUGGCGGAGAAGGAAGCUACAGCAGAGUAACAAGAGCAGAGGAGUGUACUGUAUGUUUCAGUGUCCUGGAUGCUUUACUCAGGUCUGCUGUUAAAUAUCACACUCUGUCUUCCUUUACUUACCUGCAUUGCAUUACAGUAAUUAACAGCAGUAUGAAUGUUUCUGCAAAUUAAUUUUUAAGUUAAUUCACUUGUAUGAAAUCUAACUUCUCAGAGAUGUUAUUUUUUAUAAUUAUGUCCAUGAUGAUGAUUGGUAAAGAAAUCAUUCUCAGAUUGCGAAUUUUACUGGAUUUCAUUUUAGUUUUUAUUAUUUUCCUUCUACCACUGUAAUAUACUGUAGACUGGAUAUUUAUACUCACACCACAUUACAAUAUAGGAUGACAGCAAGGUAACUUUUAAUAAUGACUGAUAACACUAAUAACCAAUGUACCCUGUACACUGCUUAGGUUUUGUUGUUUUUUUCCCUCUCUUUCCCCCCCAGGAGGAACUUGAUUGAUUGUGUUCAGUGAUUUGAUGUUAGCUCAAAAUUUACAGUAUGAUUGUAUGAAAAUUAGUAAUUCUUUAUAUGGUUGAAGUGCCUGAUGAAAUGACAACUGAUGCAGUGCCCGUGUAAUGUAAGGCUCAUUCAUUUAGUCACUGUUACUAUAAGUAUGAUCCUCUCUGGUCUGCACUGUAGAAUAGUUCUAACUUUUGGUCUUUGGAGAACUGAAUAUUGCUAUUUUUGUAUUAUAGCAAAUAAUUGAUUGUGGUCACUUUGCAUCCAACUCACUUCAUUUGCACUGCUCAUCUUUUUGGAAGAAUUAAAUGAAAACUGAGUUGCUGAAGGCUUGUUUAGCAUUUAUUUUCUAUUUUAAGACAAAAUAUUCUGCAGUUUCUUCUGUAAUGUCUUAACUUUGUAUGCUGCAUCUGAAAGUUGAGUAUUACUUGAUUCCACAAGAUGCUUUCACUCAGUUACAACACACAGUAUGUUCUAUUGUGUUUUGUAAGGCUAUUAAAG
Molecule: messenger RNA, 3855 nt
Organism: Xiphias gladius (swordfish)
Lineage: Eukaryota; Metazoa; Chordata; Actinopteri; Istiophoriformes; Xiphiidae
Gene: mocs1
Product: molybdenum cofactor synthesis 1
Exons: 11
Coding region: 84-2369 (761 amino acids)
Biological process (GO): Mo-molybdopterin cofactor biosynthetic process
Molecular function (GO): GTP 3',8'-cyclase activity; cyclic pyranopterin monophosphate synthase activity; 4 iron, 4 sulfur cluster binding
Source: RefSeq, a predicted model, not a curated record